CUUUACAUUAAUAGAACGUGAAAAAAGAAAAAAGAAAAAAGAAAAGGCGCCCCUUGAUGCGUGGUCUCAUAACGACCUUUGGUCACUGUGGCGCUUAACCACUCACCGUCCUCGGCUUAACCGGUCGAUUCAUAGUUACGCUCUUUCCUAUGGGCUGCUGCAGUGCCGGUUCCCCGUGGCUAACCACGCCCAGUCUAAUCAGCAACGCCGCCACUCGCAGCUUUCGGCCUAUAUUCAGCUUAUGCUGUAUUAAGUUCCCUCGUAAUUACACCUCUUCGCCGACGGCUUCCUACAGCCGGCGGUGGUACAACCCUGAACGUCGCAGACAGCUCAGUCCAGCACCGGACAUUAUCCGCCAUUGGGUGGAAGGAGAUGCUCUUUCCACUGUUCCACCUCAAGCAGAAAGGUUUACCGUUGUUUCGUAUAACAUAUUGGGAGACAGGAAUAUUUCGAAACAUGGAGAUCUCUACAGAAAUGUUCCUUCGAAUUACUUAGAUUGGGACCAUCGCAAAAGAGUUAUUUGUGAAGAACUCCUCGGACUAAAUCCUGAUAUAAUUUGCCUACAAGAGGUGGACAAGUAUUAUGAUCUACUAAACGUUUUGGAGAAAGCUGGUUAUCUCGGCUCCUAUAAGAGGCGCACGGGCAGUUCUGUUGAUGGCUGUGCUAUGUUUUGGAAAGCUGAUAAGUUUCAGUUGUUAGAGGGUGAAAGCAUUGAAUAUAGGCAGUAUGGUCUCCAGGAUAAUGUCGCUCAGCUCUCUGUUUUUAAGAUGCGUGAAGCCCAGUCAAGGAGGCUAGUAGUUGGGAACAUUCAUGUGCUAUAUAAUCCAAGCCGUGGAGAUGUUAAGCUUGGUCAAAUUCGCUUUCUUUCAUCAAGGGCUCACAUACUUUCAGAAAAGUGGGACACUGCACCUAUUGUGCUUGCAGGUGAUUAUAACAGCACUCCGCAGAGUCCAAUCUACAAAUUCUUGUCAUCAUCUGAGCUCAAUCUCAUGCUACAUAACCGAAGAGAGUUAUCUGGUCAGAGACAAUGCCAUCCCUCUCAAGUUCUUGGUCUUAGAAGAGAAAAGGGGAUUUUGUUUGUUCUAAUGGACAGAUUCUUGAAUUCUAGCUGGAGCGAAGAGGAGAUGAAUGUUGCAACUGGCGCUCCUAAAUCUCACAUAGCUUUGCACCCUUUGAAGCUAAACAGUUCUUAUGCAAUGGUGAAGGGAUCUCAAACAACAAGGGGUGACAAUGGUGAACCACUAGCCACAUCUUACCACUCGAAGUUUCUGGGAACUGUCGAUUAUUUGUGGUAUUCUGAUGGUCUUGUAGCCACAAAAGUUUUAGAUACUUUACCAAUUAAUAUUUUGAAGGAAACAGGUGGUCUUCCCUUCAAGGNGAAAACGCUCUGA
Molecule: messenger RNA, 1391 nt
Organism: Nicotiana attenuata
Lineage: Eukaryota; Viridiplantae; Streptophyta; Magnoliopsida; Solanales; Solanaceae
Product: carbon catabolite repressor protein 4 homolog 3
Exons: 12
Coding region: 150-1391 (413 amino acids)
Molecular function (GO): 3'-5'-RNA exonuclease activity
Source: RefSeq, a predicted model, not a curated record